Osmerus eperlanus (European smelt) is the source of this 1226-nucleotide messenger RNA. RefSeq names its product structural maintenance of chromosomes 5 (gene smc5). Gene Ontology annotation, biological process: double-strand break repair via homologous recombination. The transcript is spliced from 8 exons. The record is from RefSeq and is a predicted model, not a curated record. The coding region runs from base 1 to 906 and encodes 301 amino acids. Gene Ontology annotation, cellular component: Smc5-Smc6 complex; nucleus. Lineage: Eukaryota; Metazoa; Chordata; Actinopteri; Osmeriformes; Osmeridae. Gene Ontology annotation, molecular function: ATP binding; single-stranded DNA binding; ATP hydrolysis activity.
AUGGGGGGUUAUCUGGGGGAGAGGGGCGGGGCGGUGAAGGAGGCGGAGUUACGCGGCGAGGCGAACGGCGAGACUCGUCUGUUGGAGCGAUGCAAGGGCCUGAUGAGGAGGGCCAGGGAGAUCUGCAACAUGGACCCUGGUCAGACAGUGGUUCCCCCGGAGCUUCACACGGCCUUCAGCCAGCUGCCAAAGACCCUGGACGAGAUCGACGCCAUGCUGAACGAGGAGCGCUCCAGGGCAGACUGCUUUACCGGCCUCAGCGAGAACGUGGUGGAUGAGUACAACAGGAGAGAGCAGGAAAUCAGGACUCUGGAGGCAGAGCUGACCGAGACAAGCAGCUCCCUGGACACCUACAGACAGACCAUCUCAGAGGCGAAGGAGCGCUGGCUGAACCCUCUGAAGCAGCUGGUGGAGCAGAUCAACGAGAGGUUCAGUGAUUUCUUCCGUUCCAUGCAGUGUGCUGGCGAGGUGGACCUGCACUCUGAGAACGAGGAGGAGUAUGAUAAGUACGGGAUCCGUAUCAGGGUGAAGUUCCGCAGCAGCACCCAGCUGCACGAGCUCACGGCGCACCACCAGAGUGGAGGGGAGCGUAGCGUCUCCACCAUGCUGUACCUCAUGGCCCUGCAGGAACUCAACCGCUGCCCCUUCAGGGUGGUGGACGAGAUCAACCAGGGUAUGGAUCCUGUGAACGAAAGGAGAGUGUUUGAUAUUGUGGUGCGGACAGCAUGCAGAGGAACCACCUCACAGUACUUCUUUAUCACGCCAAAGCUCCUACAGAACUUGAACUAUGCAGAUGAGAUGACCAUCCUGACCGUGUACAACGGUCCUCGGAUGCUCCCUCCUAACAGAUACGACCACAGAGCCUUCAUCAGGCGGGCGCUCCGGCGCAAGCAGUCCAACCCCUGACCCUCCAAACUGCCAUGUCAGUCAGUGACAGCAGAUCUGCCUCCUACCCUGCACACUCUCCAAUGAAGACCAGUCAAACUUCCUCAAACAGUUCAGACACCAAAAAAAGUGACAGUCGGUAAAAAAUAUUUCCGUCUUUCUGGAGUUGGUUGUUUAUCCUUUUCUGUUAGCUUUUUGUUUCUUUUACAACAUUUGAAUACUGCUCACAUUAAAGUUUGAAUAUUGUGUUUUAUUUGUUAUUAAAAAAGGGCACCUCAAUUUGCUCUAGUUUUCUAUGUGCACUUUAAAAUAAACGAUUGUCCUUUGUUUUGGACCUCCAA